UAAACAGCGAACUUCAAUAAGAUUUAUGACUUAUGUACAUCACACCCUAUGACUAUGCGUUAUUUCGUAGACCCGAGUUGCAAUGUUGCUACGUUUUGGAAAACAUGUGGUUAUCUCCAGCUGAUUACGUUUUGAGGACCCUGCCCUUAGCCUUACAGAAUAUAUAAUGACUAUUUUGGGACUGAGGGAAGACAGGUCUUGGCCCAUCAGGAAAGAAAUAUACACACGCACUUUCGCUAUAAAAUGGACACCGAAACAAACAGCGAACUAUUGCAAGAUAUCGAGGAGCUUAUAGAAGAACAUUUAAUUUCGCAUAACGAAGAAGUGGUUGAGCAGGGCAACAUCCCGCACCCCCCUAUGAGUCCUUUGACGUCAUCAUGGGUUCUUGAAGCUCGAAGCGGCGCGGGACGUCACACACCAGCGUCAUACCUGAAUAGCGCGAUUUUAUUUUUCCCUCGAUAUAUUCACGCAGAGUUUAAAUUACAGCUGGACCCUCCGGAGAUCAGAUACAUGCUGAAUUCCCAACACAGCAGUCUGAACAUUCCGAUUUUUUUUGAGGACCCUGAACAGCUGGAAGAGUAUUUUAAGAUACCUUUGGAGGACCUGCCUUUGGCCUUUGAAGUGUCAAAAAAAAGCCCUGAAGAAACCAAAAGGAACUACGCAGCAACGACAUCUGAGGGCUUCCAUGUAAAGGAAAACAACCACAAACCGUCAAUAUCUGAAAAAAGACCACUCAAAAAACGACCCGCAAGAACUCCUGUUAUAGUGGUCAGUGAUUCGUUUUCUGAGGACGACACAGCCGCUAUCGGGGAUUCAAAGUCUAAAAGGCCACAUAGAAUUUCCAGAAGUUUACGCAAUUCCACGAGUCCAAGAGUCAACCCUCCAGUCUCUGAAGCACCUCCUAUUCUGAAAACAAUGCCUGUCUCACCUUUGAAAAUUAGGUAUCACAGUGUGGAUCUCUUGAAACAUGUACAUGUGACUAUAGAUCAGAUCAUUAACUGCCAUCCUGCUAUAAGGGCCCUGGUUACUGACACUGAGGUGCAUUGAAAUAUACAAACCUUAAUUACUCUGCUGCGAACUCUGGUUUUUUUUAAGUCGGUAACAUUGUAAUUGUAAAGCAAUAAUGGCGCCCUUUCGGAAAAAAAAACUUGUAAGAGGAAGCAUUUGGAAAUUAAUACCGAUGAUGAUUCUGUGAAUGAUGAUACUGUGGCAGUUGUUCAAAAAAAUAAAAAAAAGGUUGAUCUGAGUCAAACUGUGUCAAAUUCUGUAAUCGCCCCCAAAUGUUCAAUAAAUACAAAAUCCCUUACACCUUGUAAGUCUCCAGCCACUGAUGUAAAUCCAUGCACUAAUCACCCCCUAAAUUUAGGAGAUUUUUAGAAUUUAGACGAUCUAGACAAACUAUUAAAUUAUUUAAAUUAUAAUUCGUAUAAUUUACCACAAAUCAAAGCUCUGAUUGAUGAACUUUCUAUAGACGGGCCCCCUAUAAAUCCCUAUAGCCAAAAUAUAAACGACAUUAACUCAUGGGCUAAUAAUGAUGCUCAAUUGACUCAUAUCAAUUUUGACUCUAUGGAUAAACUAUUGCAAGAAAUGACUAGAGAAAAUCAUGUUACUACAGAGAAUGUAUAUGAUAUGGAAAGCCAUAUAGGCGGUGGCUUAAACAGAAGGGCUUGUCAGGGUGACUCUUCUAGCACAAAAGUCCCAGGGGCUGAUUUAAUACGUAAUGAUGAUCAAGUGGCAGUUCCUUCUGGUUUACAGAACCCCUUGGGGGUUACGAAGGGGAUAGAAUUAAUGGGGAAGCUGUGCAGAUUAGACAGAGACCAGUGUUUAACAAUAUCGAAUUAAAGCACUCUCUUAACUUUACACACUUGUAUGAUUUGGAUUCCUA
This is a messenger RNA of Polyodon spathula (Mississippi paddlefish), 1885 nucleotides long. RefSeq lists its product as uncharacterized. Lineage: Eukaryota; Metazoa; Chordata; Actinopteri; Acipenseriformes; Polyodontidae. The transcript has 5 exons. The coding region runs from base 244 to 1047 and encodes 267 amino acids. The record is from RefSeq and is a predicted model, not a curated record.